UUUUGAUGGGCAUGCCAUGCAGUGACUGGCAUUUUGAUUUUCUAGACACUGUUAUAUGUGUUUGAUUUUGAUCCAAUUGAUUUUAAAGGGAUUAUAAUUUUAGCUUAUUCCGUGUCUACUCACGACUGUUCCUGAAAAAGCCCACGUUUUUAAUUGUUUUCAUUAAUUGUGUCUCAGUUUCAAUAUUUAGAAUGUAGUUGGAUGUGGAUAUGAAUCUUCUCUUCCCUAGUUACUGUGGGCUGAGGUUGAAUUGAACAUUAAUCCAUGUUUAACUGGCUAUCUUUUCUGAUUCUGAUGAGAGCAUGAAAAACUACCACAAGUUGGCUUUGUUCUUUCAAUUAUAAGAGGGUAAAGGAGAAGAUGAGGGAAAAGGGCCAUGCAUGUCAUUGUUUUAUAGCGCAGAUACAAUUUAGCCACGAACUGUUGGCUGUCCCCCAGCGAAACAAAGAAGUUUCAGACGGUGGACCAGGUGGUAGGCGCCCUGAUAUUUCACUUCAAGUUCCCCCUAGACCUACAGGGUUUGGCAGCACUAGUGGUGUAAGGGUUCUGGAUCAUUCUCAAAGUUUCGGUAAAGGGAUUUCAUCAUCAAGAGGCUUCUUGCGGGCCUUGAGCUUCAAAAGAAAAGGAAAUGUAGCAGAUGGCGAAAGAAGUUCCCUCCUUAAUUCAGACCCCAAGACAGCUGCAGACAGUCCUAAUAUGGCCUCCAUAUCUGAAAUUGCAUGGAAAAGAUGUACUUCUCUUCCUGUUACACCUGCAUCAAAUCUGUCUCCUUCAGUUUCUACGCCCAUUUCUGCAAGGGCAUAUAAUGAACAGACUAAGCCUCAUAAAGAUGUUGAUUGUUCUAAGGUUUCAAGGUCCCUUUCUGUACCCGGGCGAAAUGUUGUUAUUGUAAGAUCUGUCUCUUUUUCUACCCGUAGCGAACAGGAGCAACAAGAGUCAAAUGAUGAUCAAAUAACUCCUGUGCCAGUAGAAGUUACUGCCGAUGAAGAAAUUCCUGAAGAGGAAGCAGUGUGCAGGAUAUGUUUUGAUGUAUGUGAUGAAAGGAAUACCUUUAAAAUGGAAUGCAGUUGCAAAGGUGACCUGAGAUUGGUGCAUGAAGAAUGUUUAGUUAAAUGGUUUAGCACAAAAGGAGAUAAGAAAUGUGAUGUAUGUAGGCUAGAGGUUCAGAAUUUACCUGUAACUUUGCUUCGUGUGACUAGCUCUGUUCAAAGAGAAAACAGACAGCUGCAAGGUCAGCAGAACCUACAUCCAGAGUCAAUAAGCGCUUGGCAAGACUUUGUGGUGCUUGUCCUGAUCAGCACAAUAUGCUACUUUUUCUUCCUUGAACAGCUACUGCUUCCUGAAUUGAAGACUCAAGCGAUUAUUAUAGCAUCACCAUUUGCCUUUACGUUGGGCCUCCUAGCUUCCAUUUUUGCAGUUAUCCUACCAAUUAAAGAGUAUAUAUGGACAUAUGCUGCUCUUGAGUUUGCCCUUGUGGCUUUAACCGUGCAUCUAUUUUAUACUAUGUUGCAUUUGACGGCCAUAUAUGCCAUACUACUUUCAUCAGUUUUGGGUUUUGGAGUUGCUAUGGGCAUCAACUAUGCGUAUAUCCAGUUUGUUACUUGGAGGCUUCAGGUUUCUCAUGUUGAUAACCCAGUAUGAAUCUCCUCACAAGGGAAACAACUUCAUCGUAUCUACUGAUAUGAUGACCUGCCACGAUGUUUAUCAUGAACCUUGUGUUUGUCAAUCAAUACCACUACCAUGUAGUAUAUUUUUUUUUUUGCGAAAUAAAUAUCAUGAAGUGUAUAUGCAAGAGAGCAAGAGAAGCAGAAUCUUUUAACAUUUUUUUUCUAUGAAAUUCUAAAUUUAUUUCACUGAAUAA
Glycine soja is the source of this 1861-nucleotide messenger RNA. RefSeq lists its product as uncharacterized. The record is from RefSeq and is a predicted model, not a curated record. The transcript is spliced from 8 exons. Lineage: Eukaryota; Viridiplantae; Streptophyta; Magnoliopsida; Fabales; Fabaceae. The coding region runs from base 361 to 1641 and encodes 426 amino acids. Gene Ontology annotation, molecular function: zinc ion binding.